CGUAGUUGACCGGUGUCGUGACGCAGCUAGCCAUGGCUGCCAAAGAUGAGCAGCAGCCACCGCUGCACAUCCUCUUCUUCCCGUUCCUAGCCCCCGGCCACCUCAUUCCCAUGGCCGACAUGGCCGCGCUCUUCGCCUCCCGCGGCGUCAGCUGCACAAUACUCACCACGCCCGUCAACGCCGGCAUCAUAUGCUCGGCCGUCGACCAUGCCAAUGACGACGCUCUCCGCAGCGCCCACUGCCCGGCCAUCGACAUCUCCGUCGUGCCUUUCCCUGACGUCGGCCUACCGCCAGGUGUCGAGAACGGCAUGGCCCUUGCGUCCCAGGACGACCGCGACAAGUUCUAUCAGGCAGUGACGCAGCUGCGAGAGCCCUUCGACCGGUUCUUGGCCGACUCCCGCCCAGACGCGGUCGUGUCCGACAGUUUCUUCUACUGGUCCGCGGACGCCGCCGCCGAGCACGGCGUCCCGCGCCUGGCGUUCCUCGGCAGCAGCAUGUUCGCGCGCUCCUGCAGCGACAGCAUGCUGCGCAACAACCCGGUGAAGACCGCCUCCAACGACCCUGACGCCGUUGUUUUCCUGCCAGGCCUGCCGCACCGUGUCGAGCUGCGGCGGCGCCAAAUGUUGGACCCGGCCAAGAGGCCGGACCACUGGUUAAUGUUCCAGAGGAUCAACGCCGCGGACCAGAGGAGCUUCGGCGAGGUGAUCAAUAGCUUCCACGCCCUGGAGCCAGCCUACGUCGAGCACUAUCAGACGACGCUCGGUCGCCGCGCGUGGCUCGUCGGUCCGGUCGCACUCGCCAGCAAGGACAAGGCCGGAAGAGGCACCAGCGCGCCCUCGCCGGACGCGGAAACCUGCAUCCGGUGGCUGGACACCAAGCAGCCUGGCUCGGUGGUGUACGUCUCCUUCGGCUCGAUGACUAGCUUCUCACCAGCGGAGCUGCGUGAACUCGCUCGCGGCCUCGAACUCUCAGGCAAAAACUUCGUGUGGGUGGUUGGCCGCGCAGGCGUCCCAGACUCUUCAGAGUGGAUGCCCGAAGGCUUCGCCGAGCUGAUGGCGCACGGCGACCGCGGCUUCAUCGUCCGAGGCUGGGCGCCGCAGAUGCUCAUCCUCAACCACCCAGCCCUCGGUGGCUUCGUCACGCACUGCGGCUGGAACUCCACCCUGGAGGCCGUGAGCGCCAGCGUUCCCAUGGUCACGUGGCCGCGCUACGCGGAUCAGUUCUACAACGAGAAGCUCGUCGUGGAGGUGCUCAAGGUGGGUGUGAGCGUCGGCGCCAAGGACUACGCAUCCUCCGUCGAGGCCCAUGAGGUGAUCGCCGGCGAGGUGAUCGCUGAAUCCAUCGGGAGACUGAUGGGCAGCACCGAGGAAGGCGAUGCGAUACGAAAGAGGGCCAAAGAUCUCGGCGCGGAGGCACGGAGAACGGUAGAGAACGGCGGAUCAUCCUACAAUGAUGUUGGAAGGCUGAUAGACGAGUUGAUGGCCCGGCGAAGCCAUGCGAAGGUUGGAGAAGACAUCUCACACACCUGAUGGAUUCUAAUCCGAUGGCUCAGCUCGUUUUGUGUGUGUUUGGCAACAUAUAUUGAACCUGUUAGAUUGAUUGAUUCCCAUCAAAUUCCUGACCGA
Messenger RNA from Lolium rigidum, 1625 nucleotides. RefSeq names its product anthocyanin 3'-O-beta-glucosyltransferase-like. The transcript has a single exon. The coding region runs from base 33 to 1529 and encodes 498 amino acids. The record is from RefSeq and is a predicted model, not a curated record. NCBI's taxonomy places the organism in Eukaryota, Viridiplantae, Streptophyta, Magnoliopsida, Poales, Poaceae. Gene Ontology annotation, molecular function: UDP-glycosyltransferase activity.